AUGAAAGUUUGCUGCGUGCCAGGCCUCAUAGCCUUUAAUGUGGUCAAGGAAGGCUUGCGCAAGAAGGAGAUAGAGAUCAAGUCACAUCAGCUGGAUCGAGAGAAGCUGCUGGAAUGGAUGAAACUUGAGUACGAGACGAGCACAGCACUGUGGUCCCUGCCGAUGACAAUCGGCUCUUUCAUCGCCUUCUCCUGGGUUGCUACAACGCACAUCGACCUCUUUCACAGUUGGCAUGUGCACAAUGCUUUGCUGGAGCGCUUCCCGACACUGGCGGUGAUCAUAAAGAGAAAGUACGUCGACAUACCGACUCUCAACCAGUGGACUCGGCAGCAUUUUCUCCCAACGGUUUUUCGUCAAGAUCCCAUUUAUGAUCCUGUGCCUGGUCGAUUAGCAGAUCAGAACCAGAUGAUCACCGGAGUUCGAUUUGCGAAAAGCUAUUAUGAGCCUUCACCUUGCCCAACCAAUGAAGUUCUCAGCAGAAUCUUCAACUCACGGACCGGGGAGUGCUACUUUGCUGGCGAGUUGAAAACUGAUUAUAUUGUCUUUCCGUAUCAGCUUGAACAGAGCCUGCUUUUAGAACAGUUCGAGACAUUGGUGCGAAUGCCCUGGCUGGAUGAGGCAGUGCGGAUGCUCGAGUACCAGGUCUUUCUAUACAAUGCCAACGUCAACCUCUUCACACUCGAAAUCACCCAGUUUGAGUUCGAGUCAAACGGGCUGAUGAAACACAGGCAGCACUACGAGAGUUUUUCGGCGGAGCCAUACUUCUCUGUCACCAAUCUCAUCCCGGAUGUCCUCUUCAUCUUGUUGACGCUCAGGGUCGCCUACACCAACGUCAAGGAGAUGAUACCUGCAAUCAUGGCUGGCCUUGACGGUUUCAUGAAUUAUUUGACCUUUUGGAAGGUUCUGGAAUGGAUAUCGAUUUUCUUCAGCAGCUUCUGCUUUGGUCUCUGGAUAACAGUUUACUUCAAAAUUACGGUGGACUUGCCAGAAGCUCUGGCCACGCUGCCGAAAGGAGCCUUCGACCAGGCUCUUCAACAAAAGGGAUCCCUGACUGGAACUAGCCUGGCCUAUUUGAACUUCGACGAGCUUCAGGCUAUCAUGAGCCUCGAAGACAUCGAAGAACGGCUCAAUGUCAUCAUGACUGUUGGGAACUCCAUCCGCGAUGACUCCGAGCUCAUGCGGAACUUGUUCGCGCUGAAUUUCAUGGUCAUAAUUUUCCGCUUCUUCAAGUCCUUUCAGGCCAACCCCUGGCUGGAUGUCGUCGUUCAGACGCUGGUGCAUUGCACGCCCAAUGUCGCACACUUCUUCCUGGUCUUCUCCGCCAUUUUCACGUGUUAUGCCUUUGCGGGCCACUUCCUUCUGGGGAACGUCCUGAAAGGCGUGGAAGCUCAAGCUUCAAGAUGUCCAGCUUGA
Molecule: messenger RNA, 1413 nt
Organism: Symbiodinium natans
Lineage: Eukaryota; Dinophyceae; Suessiales; Symbiodiniaceae
Source: the annotation of a GenBank genome assembly